AUGGCCUCCCUCACGCCCGACAGCACCAAUGACCCAUCCAACAACGCGCCCGCGUCGCCCGCCCUCUCCGGCCGCGACUCCCCCGACCUGCCCCUCACCAUGACAGCAUCAACCGUGCUCCUAACCCUCCCGCGCGACGCGACAGCAGCGCUCGCAGCGGCAGGCGCUUUCCCCCAGGAGAAAGUGGUGGUGCGGUUCAAGCCGGUGGGCGGGUCGGCCCCGCCGAUCAAGCGGGAUCUGGUCAAAGUCGCGAGCGCACACAAGUUUGAGUCGGUCGUGGCGUACUUGCGGCGGACGUUGCGUGUUGCGGAGACGGACAGCGUGUUUCUGUAUGUGAACAACACGUUCGCGCCGGCGCUGGAUGAGGUAGUGGGGAACUUAUGGAGGUGCUUCAAGGAUUCGAGUGAUCAUCUCAACGUCUCCUAUUCCAUCACGCCGGCGUUUGGGUGA
Molecule: messenger RNA, 450 nt
Organism: Dichotomopilus funicola
Lineage: Eukaryota; Fungi; Ascomycota; Sordariomycetes; Sordariales; Chaetomiaceae
Exons: 2
Coding region: 1-450 (149 amino acids)
Biological process (GO): autophagosome assembly; autophagy of mitochondrion; C-terminal protein lipidation
Cellular component (GO): cytoplasm; phagophore assembly site membrane; Atg12-Atg5-Atg16 complex
Source: RefSeq, a predicted model, not a curated record